GGACUGAUUUAUUAAGCUUUGUAUUUCUGGGGGGUUAUUUACUACUAUCUCUCUCUCUUCUUUUUCAAAAAACAAAAUUACUUCCUCUCUCUAGGGUUUCGAAGGGAAAACUUUCAGAGAACCCCGGAGGGUACUCCCACCCUAACCCUAAUUGUAGGGUUGUUACAGCUUACACGACAAGUUUAUUGUGGUUAUUUGAUUCACGAGAUUCAAUUUGUUUUCUGGGAAGAAUAAAAAAUAGAGAGGAAAUCAAUUUUACUUUAGCGUCUCCAACGACGUUGCGGAUCGUCUUUUUGAUGCAAUUUCUACGUUGAUUUCAUGUUUCUGGUUUUUAGUUCAUGGUGUUUGGUAGAUGCUGAAUGAUUGCUAGUAUGGACUUAAAUGCUUCACCAGUACCUGAAGAUGAUGAAGAGAUAUAUGAAAGACAUAUUGAACAUUACUCUGCACAAGAAGAACAUGUAGAAUCUGCAGUUGAAAUUUCGCGGCGGGAACGUGAAGAAAGACGGAAGAGAUUGAGAAGAGACCGAUCGGAUGACCGGCCAGUCCAUGUCUCUCAGCCUCCUGUACAUGAUCACUUCUAUCAAAAUAGGAAUCCCAGGUCUUAUGAUAAAAGCAGGAUCCCUCCUGGUUGGCUGGAUUGUCCUUCAGUUGGUCAGGAAAUAGGCUGUAUUAUUCCUUCUAAGGUUCCACUUGGUGAAUCUUAUAACGACUGUGUUCCUCCUGGUAAAAGAUACUCUUUUAAGCAAGUGAUUCAUCAGCAAAGAGUUCUAGGAAGAAAGCUUGGUUUGGUGAUUGAUUUGACGAACACAUCUCGUUACUAUCAAACUACAGACCUGAAGAGAGAAGGCAUUAAGCAUGUAAAGAUUCAAUGCAAAGGAAGAGAUUCUGUACCUGAGAAUGUGGCUGUAAAUACCUUUGUUUACGAGGUGUCGCAAUUCCUCCUACGUCAAAAAUCAAAGAAAUAUAUUCUUGUUCAUUGUACCCAUGGGCAUAACCGUACUGGAUACAUGAUUAUUCACUAUCUUAUGCGAUCACAAUCAAUGUCUGUUACUCAGGCGAUAAAAAUUUUCAAUGAGGCACGCCCUCCAGGAAUCUACAAACCUGACUACAUUGAUGCUCUGUAUGCAUUUUAUCAUGAAAGAAGGCCUGAAAUGGUCGUCUGCCCUUCAACUCCUGAGUGGAAGAGGUCUUCUGACCUUGAUCUCAACGGUGAUGCUGUUGCAGAUGACGACGAUGAUGAUGGAGGUGGAGGUCCAGCUGCAUUACCUGAGAAUCAUGAAACAGAUGCAGUGUUGACAAAUGAUGACAUUUUGGGAGAUGAAAUACCUCGUGACCAACUGGAAUCAAUGCGGUCAUUCUGCUACCAGACAUUGAAGUUAAAUCUUGGAGUAAGAGGACAUGCACAAUUUCCGGGAUCGCAUCCAGUUUCACUUAACAGGGACAAUCUACAACUUUUAAGGCAACGUUAUUAUUAUGCUACUUGGAAAGCGGAUGGAACACGAUAUAUGAUGUUAAUAACUGUUGAUGGUUGUUACUUAAUUGAUAGGAGUUUUAAUUUCCGAAGGGUUCAGAUGAGGUUCCCAGCCAGACACCCAAAUGAAGGUAUAGGGGAGAGAACUCAUCAUUUCACAUUGCUUGAUGGUGAAAUGGUAAUAGACACCUUGCCAGACUCGCAAAAGCAAGAGAGAAGAUAUCUCAUUUAUGAUAUGAUGGCAAUUAACACUGUUUCUAUUGUAGAGCGGCCCUUCUAUGAACGAUGGAAAAUGCUGGAAAAAGAAGUGAUUGAGCCUCGAAAUUAUGAACGGCAGAACAUUUACCAGAGCAGGAAUCCUUACUAUCGAUAUGACCUUGAACCCUUCAGGGUGCGGAGGAAGGAUUUUUGGUUGCUAUCCACUGUAAAUAAGGUUUUGAAGGAAUUUAUCCCUAGGCUCUCUCAUGAGGCAGAUGGUCUUAUUUUUCAGGGUUGGGAUGAUCCGUAUGUACCUCGCACUCAUGAAGGUCUUCUGAAAUGGAAAUAUGCUCGGCUGAACUCUGUUGACUUUCUAUUUGAGAUUAGCAGUGAUGAUCGUCCACAACUUUAUCUCUUUGAACGGGGAAAAAGGAAGUUGAUGGAUAGGGAUACAGUUGAAUUCAGAGAUGUUUCAGAUCCUCCAUCUUCAUUCUCUGGGAAGAUUAUCGAGUGUUCUUGGGAUCCUGAUCAGCAGGUGUGGGUCUAUAUGCGGAUCAGGACAGAUAAGUCGACUCCAAACGAUUUCAAUACUUUCAAGAAGGUAAUGCGAAGUAUAAAGGAUAAUAUCACAGACGAAAUCUUAUUAAAUGAGAUUAAUGAGAUUAUUCGGUUGCCCAUGUAUGCCGAUAGAAUAAGGAUGGACAGCAAGGCUUCAGCACGACGCAAGUGACAUUGGGUUGUGCAGUUGCUUGAGAUAUCAGUAUUGGACGGCUUGGGUGUGCUGUGGUUUCUUAUGGCGUUAAGUUAGGUGCAUAAUGAGGCGGUUGUGUUGAGCAGAUGACGUUGAUGAAUCGGGUGGGUCACUGGGAUAUGAUGUAUUGUAAUUAAAAUCUGUCAAAAUCUUUGUGGUGAGUGGUAUGAUCCAGGCAGCGGUGCAAUAGUUCUCGAAUAGUGUUACGCCAAGUUGAGUUGAAAGGUGGUCUGAGACUAAUUUUCUUAUAGUUGGCCAGAUCAAAGAGGAUUUAGCAUUGCAGCAUGCAUGCAUUUAGGGUAACCAAUGUAUAUUAUUGUUUAUUGUUUCAUUUUAAUAUUUUGACCCCGUCCUAGUGCUAGUGGUUGAAUUAAUUUAGUAUUGUUUGGUCCUAAACAACCGCACCAUAUUGGAUCUCAACACAUCACUUAAACCAAAUGAUAAUAUAUGUCUUAGGGCGUUAGAUCUCUCAAAAUUAGACACAGCCAAGUUGACAUCGAUCUUGCGUUGUCUUAAUUUUCUUUUUUCAUUUUUCCCUUUUUUGAUUAAGGAGGCCUGAGAUUGUGUUAUUGUCGAAAUUGAAUUUCUUUUUGAGAUUACAUGAAUGCAUUUAAGACUAUGUUAUGUUUGGUCUAUACAA
Messenger RNA from Gossypium raimondii (Peruvian cotton), 3060 nucleotides. RefSeq lists its product as uncharacterized. The coding region runs from base 360 to 2399 and encodes 679 amino acids. Gene Ontology annotation, biological process: protein dephosphorylation; 7-methylguanosine mRNA capping. Gene Ontology annotation, molecular function: ATP binding; mRNA guanylyltransferase activity; protein tyrosine/serine/threonine phosphatase activity. The record is from RefSeq and is a predicted model, not a curated record. The transcript has 18 exons. Lineage: Eukaryota; Viridiplantae; Streptophyta; Magnoliopsida; Malvales; Malvaceae.